This is a messenger RNA of Klebsormidium nitens, 3751 nucleotides long. The record is from the annotation of a GenBank genome assembly. Lineage: Eukaryota; Viridiplantae; Streptophyta; Klebsormidiophyceae; Klebsormidiales; Klebsormidiaceae.
CGGGAACUGCAGUGAGCACUGACUGAGCAGUCGGUAGGACGGUGGACCAAGCCUGAGCCUCCUGAGUCCUGCCAUUGGGCAAAGUUGCCACAUGCAAUCUGCCAAUCUGCAAACAGUUCGCCACCUGCGGUUGAGACAAUCUGGGGCGUUCGUUCUGGCUGGUGAGGCGCAAUAUUGCUGUUGAGACGGAUGCUGAGGAAGGGCUUCAUUCUCUCAAGGAGGUUCUGAUUGCAGAAUUGCUGCCGUGUGUAAAACACAGGGGUGGCUUUCCGACAAAGCAGACUUUGUGGUGAAGAUUAUCCGACGAUGCAUGGGGCGCUCGAUCGGCCAUGCACCCACGGUCUCCCCAUCAAUGCUUAGGCACACUCUAUGCAGACUUUCACACACAGCUAACCUGGUUCUUGGGCCAGCUUACCGUCAUAUUUUAGUUCCGCCCAGGUUAAGCUCUCUUGCCAUCAAUCUGCCUCCUGACACUCCAAGUUUUGGGACUCUAGUGUCAGGUGCACAGCGUUUGCAUUUGGAGCGAGUCCCUUCUCGGUCAUUGCUAGCGAGCAAUACUCAGCUCUAUCCAAGCUUCCAUUCAGCAGGAGGAGGUUCUGUAGGGGUUGUGAGCAUGAAAGAAGACAAGGAGGCUGUGCCUAUUCCCGCAGCGAAGGGGAGGCAGACCUCCAUAGCAUCCUUUUUCGGCGCAAAACCUGGCCACAAAGCCAAAGCCGCAGAAAAGGCCACGGCACCUGGGGUCGCUGCAAAGGAUGUAGUCCAACCGGAGAUACAAGGAGAGAAUGUGGAGAAGAAAAAGCGAGUCAGGAAUGAGACAAAGCGGGCUCUUGAGAAAGCGCUCGGUGUGGUGGCGCCCAUCUCUGAAGCAGUGGUGAAAGCAGCAGACGCUGUUGAGGCUGUCGCGGCACCCCCAGAUGAUAGGCACGAUCCAGAGGCUGUUGCAAACUCUGAUCAUGUAGCUGGAAUGAAGAAAGCCCCCGAGGAAGGUGUUCUGGGUGAGGAAGAGGCUGCUCCGAAAGCGAAGCGACGUCGGCGCUUGGUGAAGGCGUCUGAUGCCGAAGAAGUCAAGAAAGUACCGUUGGAGGGGCGGGCUGAAGAGGAAGUCAAUGAGAGCUUUGAAACAGAGGCGGCCGGUGCAGCAGUUGAACCUACGCCUGCGGCUGACGAACAAGCUAUGGAAGAGGAUACACUGGGGAAGGGCGCGGAGCAAGCGGGGAAAGAUAGCACGCAGCAUGUGAGGUCCUUCUUCACACGGAAAGCUCCCAAGAGAGCAUCUCCCAAGAAAGAAGUGGGGACGGAAAGGCAAGAAGGGAAGGCCGAGGAUGAUGAAGCAGGCAAGGGAACAGCAAAAGGUGCGCUGAAGAAGGGGAAAGCCGAAGCUUUUGAAGGCGUGCAAGCGGUAAUCCCUGCAGCGGAGGUGUCUGAGCGGGAGAAGAGCCCCAGUCCUGAGGAGGUUGAGGACGAGGACCUGGGGGAGACGCUUCUAGUUACGGAGGCGGCACUUGAACAGGAGGAGGAGGCAGCCCCAAGUAAAGCUGCGAAAAAGAAAGCAGGACCAAAAGCCAAAGCAAAACCGAAGGCUAAGGGCGCUCCUGGGAUUGGCGAUGGUCUGACGGCCUUAGCAACCAAGCAUGCAUCAUAUGACCCAUUGAAGGCGGCCACCUGGAAGCCAGGGGAACGGGUCCCUUUCUUGUUCCUUGCACAGGCGUUGGACGCUAUCUCGAAUGAGAGCGGCCGCCUGGCCAUGACCGAGCUCUUGUGCAACGUCUUCCGCACCGUCAUCGCAACUAGCCCAGGGGACCUAUUGCCCGUUGUUUACUUAGUCGCGAAUAAGGUGGCGCCAGCUCACGAGGGCGUGGAGCUGGGGAUCGGCGAGGCGACGCUCGUGAAGGCGCUCGCGGAAGCGACGGGCAGGAAGGAGGCGCAGAUCAAAAUCGACAUGAAGAAAGCCGGAGACUUGGGCAUCGUGGCACAGGCCAGUCGGACAACCCAGCGCACUAUGUUUCCGAGCGCUGCGCUCACGUGUGGGAAAGUGCUGGACGAGUUUCGCUUCAUUGCGAAGGAGUCCGGCACUGCGAGUCAGGACAAGAAGCGGGCGCGCAUAAAGGCCCUGCUGGUUGCUGCCCGGGAAUGCGAACCGCUGUAUCUGAUGCGACAACUCGGGGGCAAGAUGCGGAUCGGACUUGCUGAGCAGACGGUCAUCUCCGCUUUGGGCCAGGCAGUGGUUUUGUCAGAAGACCCUCCAGUUCCUCCGAAGGACUUACCAGCGCGGCUUGACGAAGCUGGCAAGAUCAUGAAGAAGGUCUACAGCGAGUGCCCCUCCUUCGACGAGAUCGUGCCCGCGCUGCUGGAGGUCGGUGUGAAACGGCUCCCGGAGGUCUGCCAUUUCAAGCUGGGCGUCCCAGUCAAGCCCAUGCUGGCCAAGCCCACCAAAGGCGUCACAGAAGUGCUCGACAAGUUCCAGGACCGGCUGUUCACGUGCGAGUACAAGUACGACGGGGAGCGGGCGCAGGUACACGGCUUCGAGGACGGCAGCAUCUUCGUGUACAGUCGGAGCGCCGAGAACGUGACGGAACGAUACCCGGACAUUCGGGACAGCAUUGCAAAGUACGUGAAGCCGGAGACGAAGUCGUUUGUUAUCGAUUGCGAAGCCGUGGCGUAUGAUCGGGUCAAAGACAAGAUCCUGCCCUUCCAGGUCCUGAGCACACGCGCGCGGAAACAGGUGCAAACGGCGGAUAUCAAGGUGCAGCUGUGCUUAUACGCGUUCGACCUUCUGUACCUGAACGGGGAGGCGCUGAUCGAAGAGCAGCUGCGGGAACGGAGGGAGAAGCUGUUCGGCGCGUUUGAAGAGGUCAAGGGCGAGUUCCAGUUCGCCAAGACGAUCACGAGCCGGGAGUUGGAGGAGAUGCAGCAGUUCUUGAACGAUGCGGUGGACCACAGUUGCGAAGGGCUCAUUGUGAAGACGUUGACGGAGGAAGCGACCUACGAGCCGUCCCAGCGGUCCAAUCACUGGCUCAAGCUGAAAAAGGACUACAUGGACACCGUGGGCGAUACCAUCGAUUUGGUGCCAAUCGGGGCGUUCUACGGCGGCGGAAAGCGGGCCGGAGUUUAUGGGGCGUACCUGCUCGCGUGUCACGACGAGGAAAACGACGAGUAUCAAGCCAUCUCCAAAAUCGGAACCGGCUUUUCGGACGUCAUGCUGACCGAGCGCUUCAACGCGUUGAAGGACCACGUGAUUGAUGCUCCAAAGCCAUACUACCAAGUGGACGAGACGUUUGCCAAGAAGGUUGACGUCUGGUUCGAGCCCCACGAGGUUUGGGAGGUGAAAGCGGCCGACCUGUCCAUAAGCCCGCACUAUCGAGCUGCGGCUGGUGUCGUUGACCCGUCGAAGGGCAUCUCCGUUCGGUUCCCGCGCUUCAUCCGGCUUCGGGAGGACAAGAAGCCAGAGUCGGCAACGUCAUCGGAGCAGAUUGCGGAAAUGUACCGUAGUCAAAAGAUCAACCAUGUGGGACAGGCUGGCGAUGAGGACGACUAGCUCUCGUUAAAGAGAGGGUUCGAAGCCGCAUGGCGCGCAAAAUAAGUCUCACAUGGAUAUACCAUGUCCUUGCGGUUGUUGCGGUGCCCGUGCGACGCUGAGACUGAAUACCGGAAUAAAUGACGUGUUUACAUCCAUCUUACUGCCCGGGACUCCCAUCUUACUGCCCGGGACUCUCUUUGAUGAAAUGCACGGCGUAUGCAGUGACAUACAGGG